CCUUUGACUACCUUUCUCAUUCACUAUAUUUACAGGAUAUAUAUUUCAUUACCAACUGAUUUCCUACCAUCAAAGCUUCCUCUAUUUGUGUUUUUUUCCCCCUAUUUUUCCUCUUUGUUUCUCUUAUUCCUCUAAAUUCCUCCACUCUUUUUUUUUCUUCCUUUUUUUGGGUCCUUUUCUUGCUUUCAUUUCACAUAAAUUUUGUGUUAGGGGAUGUUGGAGGCAUUUGAUGGUGGAUGAAGGAAGAUUAUGGAUGCUCUUGAGGAAGUGGAUGUAGGUUGCCCUAAUAAGGACCUCUUCCACAUCGUUAAGGGCAAACGCACCAAACGUCUCCGCCUUUCAGGCGUCCCCUGUAAUAACAACAACAAUAAUAAUAAUUUCGAAGAUGGUAGGGACAAUGGAGAAGGUAUCGCCUGCAACAAUAACAACAAUAAUAUGGAAGAUGAUAGCGAUAAUGGAGAAGGUGUAGUCGCUUGCAAAAACAACAAUAAUAAUAUCGAAGAUGGUAGAGACAAUGGAGAAGGUAUCACAUGUAAGAAUAACAACAACAAUAAUAUAGAAGAUGGCAGCGGUAAUGGAGAAGGUGUAGUCGCUUGCAAAAACAACAACAAUAAUAUCAAGGAUGAUAGUGGUAAUGGAGAAGAUGUCGCCUAUAACAACAACAAUAACAAUUAUUCAAAUCCCUCCUCGGCCAACUCGGCCGAGAUAUUCAUCAACACAUUCACCGAUGAGGAGGAGGAAACCGCCAAGUCUCUCAUCCUCAUGUCCAAAUUAAGUGAUGAUCAUCCCCGUCCUCUUAGGUUUACGUUGCCACCUGACAAUAAAGUCGAUUUUUUCAACGACGAUUUAAGGUUGUACCAAACCAAAUUCAACAGCAAAAGGUACAUCGAGACGUCCACAAACUCAGCAAAUGGUACCAAGGCAGGAAUAUAUGUGUACGAAUGCAAGACAUGCAAUCGUACAUUCCCAUCAUUCCAAGCCUUGGGUGGACACAGAGCAAGUCACAAGAAACCAAAGACAAUAGUAACCACUGAAUUAUCAAACAAGAAGUCAACAUAUUUCGAUUUCUCAGAUGAAGAUGAUUAUCAAGAACUCUCACCAUCAACUAUAACAUUGUACAAAAACAACAAGAAUGUUACAAAAACAUUGCCUAAUUCUUCCAACAACAAGUUUUCUUCUCCUAGGAUUCAUGAAUGCUCAUAUUGUGGUGCUGAAUUUACAUCAGGACAAGCUUUAGGAGGUCAUAUGAGACGACAUCGCGGGGGCGUUACCGUAAAUUCACCCUUGCAUUUGAGCAAUUUAAGUCCAGCAACUUCUAUAGAUCAAGAAUUUGGUAAUAAUAUUAUGAAAAAACCAAGAGAUGGGUUGUCUUUAGACCUUAAUAUUCCAGUCUCAGAUGAUCAUCUUGAUCCAAAAUUUCCAGUUGUAUCCUUAAAUCAACAAGAUCAAGAACAAACACAAAGGCAACAGCUGGUUGAUUGUCAUUAUUGAAAAUGGUACAUGUUCUUUUUUUUUUUUUUUUUGGAUACAUUGACAUGGUGAAAAAAUUGUAGAUGGGAGUCACCACCAAUUAUAUUCUUUUAUUUUAUAGUUGUUAUACAAAUUAUUUACAUACUUUAAAUAUUUCUCAAGUUUAUAA
This is a messenger RNA of Nicotiana attenuata, 1639 nucleotides long. Its product is annotated as zinc finger protein ZAT5-like. The record is from RefSeq and is a predicted model, not a curated record. Bases 250 to 1491 code for a protein of 413 amino acids. NCBI's taxonomy places the organism in Eukaryota, Viridiplantae, Streptophyta, Magnoliopsida, Solanales, Solanaceae. The transcript has a single exon.